Messenger RNA from Phycomyces blakesleeanus NRRL 1555(-), 312 nucleotides. RefSeq lists its product as hypothetical. The transcript has a single exon. Lineage: Eukaryota; Fungi; Mucoromycota; Mucoromycetes; Mucorales; Phycomycetaceae. The record is from RefSeq and is a predicted model, not a curated record. Bases 1 to 312 code for a protein of 103 amino acids.
AUGACAGAAAUUGGCCGCAUCACCCUGCCUGAAGCAUUAUCCUGCCUUCACUCAUUCAUCACACUGAAAAAUAUCCGUACGUUAUUGCGCGUCACCCUUUUAUUUUGGCAUUACUGUUACCAAGCAAAUUCAUCACCAUCUGUCGUUGCACCUGUCAGCAUGCCAUCCCCCACAUCCCCCACAUCCCCCAAAGUUGCAUAUCCAAUCGACACCUCAACAUUUUCUCCCUCUGCAAGUCCCCAUACCACACAAUUAUUCCAGAUGAUUAACAAUAUCACCUCGAAGCAUCGUGACUGUAGCAUCCAAUGCUAA